Tigriopus californicus is the source of this 3439-nucleotide messenger RNA. RefSeq names its product importin-13-like (gene cdm). The record is from RefSeq and is a predicted model, not a curated record. Gene Ontology annotation, biological process: protein import into nucleus. Bases 248 to 3205 code for a protein of 985 amino acids. NCBI's taxonomy places the organism in Eukaryota, Metazoa, Arthropoda, Copepoda, Harpacticoida, Harpacticidae. The transcript has a single exon. Gene Ontology annotation, molecular function: small GTPase binding. Gene Ontology annotation, cellular component: cytoplasm; nuclear membrane.
CGCUUGACUCGCUCUCUGACCUACUCACUCAAUUAGCGGAGUGCUUACUAGUAACCUUGUGUACUUACUCCCUAUUCCCAGGAGGCUCCCUGGGCCUGCCUUCCUCUUCGUGUUCGUCCUCGGCCGAGUCCAUCGUCCUCAUUCGGGUUGCCACCGCCAACCUCAACGGAUUGCCUGCUCCCUCCCUCCGUCCGGAUCGGCCCGGCUCCCGCGUUUCCCACGUGGCCGUCGCUUGGCCUGGACCAACAUGGAGUUCACUUCAGCCAAUGUGGAGAAGGUGGUGCUCCAGUUCUACCAACAAUCCGGGACCAACCAGCAGCAAAACCACGAAUGGCUGACCCGCGCCCAAAUGUCGCCCCAAGCCUGGGAGUUCGCCUGGGACCUGGUCACGCCCCAGAAGAAUCCGGAGGUGCAGUUCUUUGGCGCCAACACGUUGGCCACCAAGGUGUCCAAGUUCUUCCACGAGGUGCCGGUGGCGCAGUUCACCAUGCUGCGGGAACGACUAUUGACCUUGCUGACCACCUACUCGUUAGGGCCCAAGAUGGUCACCACGCGUUUGUGUGUGGCCGUGGCGGGCUUGGUCAAUCACGCCCUGCCCAAGCUGUGGGCCACGCCUAUCCAGGAUCUGGUGGCCAUUUUUCAACGCGAGAUGGAGUCGAAAGGAGUGGGCGUGCUCUUGAUCUUGCUGGAGAUGCUCACCGUCAUCCCCGAGGAGUUUCUGACCAUGAUCAUGAAUUCCGGUCGUCGGAAUGAGGUCCGGGUUCAAUUGGCCAACACUGUGCCUUCGGUCCUGGAUCUGAUCAAGAAGGUGUUUACCGAGGCGGGCAUUCCCAAUGAUAUCACGGUUCAAUCCAUCAAGGCCCUCCAAUCCUGGGUCCAGUUUGGUGUGCCCAUGGAGGAGGAGGAAGGCCUGUUUGGCAAGUUGUUGGUGUGUAUGAAGGAUGAAGAGAUGUUCGAGUGUUCUCUCGAGGCCAUGUGUAGUAUCGUGAGCCACCCGAACACCCACAAGUUUCCCAACACCAUGAAGAAGCUCCUGGGCCAUGUUUUGUCCCUGGAUCAGGUGUUGUUCAAGCUGAUGCAAGAAGAUUCGUAUGAGGUGGCUCUGCCUCUGGCCACGCUCUUCAUCACCUUUGGCGAAAGUCACUCGCGCUUGCUCCUGGAUUGGACCACGGAGAGCGAGGAAGGGCGGAACGCGGCCUUGAGAUUGGUGUCCAUCAUCCUGCGGAUCUCGUCCAGCCAGGCCCAGUUCCCCACCCAAGAGACGUUGAGCGAGAUUGCCUUCGGUUUCUGGUACAUAUUCCAAGAUGACAUUAUUGCCUGCGAGCCCCAGCAGUUCCAGCAUUGCAUCACGGUGUUUGGUCGGAUUUACCAUGAGCUCGUGGAGUCCUUGCUACGGAAGUCCAUGUACCCGUUGAAUGAUCAAAGUUGGACGGCUGACCAGAAGGAAGUUUUCCGAUGUUAUCGCACGGAUGUGGCUGACACCAUUAUGUAUUGCUUCAACAUCCUUAGGGAUAACCUCCUUCAGAUCUUGCUCUCCCACCUGGAUCAGGCCAUCACCAAGUCCAACAAUGAAGGCCAGCAGCAUUGGCCCUAUCUCGAGGCGUGUCUGUACGCCUGGUCGGCCAUCGGCGAAUCCAUGGCCGAAGAGGAGGAGUCGGCCCUUUUGUCGCAGUUCUUGGCCAAACUCCCGCUCAUACCUUACAACAACAACCCGAAGGUGAUCUCGUCGGCCUUGGACUGCAUUGGCGGCUUCGCCGAGUGGCUGGCCAACUACCCUCAGCUCGUGCCCCACGUCAUCCCCAUUGUGACCUCGGCCCUUCCCAAUCAGGAGUUGUCGCUUUGCGCCACCAUGGCGCUGAAGGACAUGGCGAGAGAUUGCACCGACGGACUCAAGCCCUACGCCAAGGAGGUGGUCAGCGCUUGCGUGUCUGCCCUCCGAUCCAACCAGCUGAAGCCCGGAGAGUGCGUCCGUCUCAUGUACCCGAUCGGAAAGAUGCUGUCCAUGAUGCCGCAGGAGGAGAUCAUGGGCACAAUGGAGUCCAUCCUGACGCCCUACAUCACGGAACUCCGCUCGCUCUCCGCCCAGGAGCCCAAUGUCCAGCUCAAGACCCGGGUGGUGUUCAUCCUGAAACUCCUGACCACUCUGUUCCAAGCGUUGAACCUGAACCCCAAGGAGGAGGGUGACAAGGUGGAAUCUCAGCAGAACCCCAAGCGGAUCCAGCCCAUGAUCACGCUGUUCCCCCAGUUGUUCCCAUUGGUCAAAGAUGUGGCGGCCCGCUGGGUCAGAGAUGAGGAAGUCAUGGACACGGUGUGGGGUUUUCUCAAGCAGUGCGCUCACACCCUACUCAACGAUAUUCGCCCAUUCACACAAGACAUACUUGAGCUCCUGAUCAACUGCUACACAACCGCACCUCACGGCGCAGCCCUCGAGCUGGCCAAGCUAUUCCUGACCCUGUUAGGCUCAGAACCGGGCUAUGCCCAAGCCUUUGUCCAGCUGUUUGCCCGCAUCAACACCACUACCAUGCAGUUCAUUCAGAGUACGGGCAACGUGUCCGACCACUCGGAUCUGAUAGCCACAUACUUCCAGGUCAUGAGUCAGAUCAUGAAGAAGGAUCGCAAAAUGUUCGAUCCACAGGGCAUUGAAGCGGGUCCGUUGUUCCAAUGUGCCACCUUCUGUCUGGCCUUGCCCGAAUCCAGCGUGGUCCGCUACGCGUCCAGCUUCAUCAGUCAUAUGGUCACCGUGAGUCGCGAAUCCCCAUACCUCACUGGCAUUGUCAACGAACAGGGCGAGAUGCUCUUCAAGCAAGUGGUCACCUGCAUCGGGGGAGACUACGGCAAGAACCACGGGGACUACUACGCCGAAAUCCUCCUUUCCCUGAACAAGAAGUACUUUGACAAUCUGUGCAACUACAUGAACAUCCUCCUCCGAGAGGAGAACUUCCCCACCGAGCGUGUGAGCCGCCAACAGAAGGAGCAAUUCGCCCAAAUGGUACUCAAAGAGCGGGCCAACAAACGCAAACUGAUCGAGAUCGUGCGCGAGUUCUCCUUGGCCUGCAACGGGAUGAUCAGCACAGAGCAGAUGAAUCAAGUGCUUGCGGCUUAUGAGCGGAUUGAGGAGAAACACGAGGUGGCGGCUGAGCUGAAGCAAGCCAAUGCGGCGGCUGCCGCAGCUGGAGGCGUGAUGGGUGCGGGUGUGCUCCGCUGAAUCAAAUUCGAACUGUUCUUCGUAUCCCAUGCAUGCAGUGUUGUGUGCGGAUAGUACUGUAUGUGUAGUCCCCUUUUUCUUGGUCGUCUUCAUUCUCCAUUUGUACUAAGAGCGCUACAAAGGAAAACAAAUGGUAUUCAAACAUAUUCAUAUUGCUAUAUGACUCUAUUGGAUAGAUGUUAUUCAUGAUAGCUCGCAUAUUUUCAUCAAAUACAACUGUUGGUUCCGCAUAAA